AUGGACUCUGCGGGCAAAAUCGGUUCCGGAAUCGCUCGUGGACAUCUUCUGAGCGCCGGCGCUUUCACCGAAUGCAAAUCUGUCAAAGUCUACUCGACGACACUGAAUCGAACUAUUCGAGGCGAUUAUUUCAGGUAAAUCAGGUAUUCUUUGCGGUGCUUCUUCUUUUAAAUAUCUAAAUAUCGUCACAAAAGCCCUAAAGCCUGUAAAACGAUGAUCUCCAGAAUCCUGUUCGACAUCAAAAUGCGUCCGAACAGCUUCAACGACUCGUGUCUCGUUCCUCAAAUCGGCGUCGACAUUUGUCUACCGUACACCUGCAGAAAUGAGGAUUUGACCGAUUAUUUCCGAUCAGGUUUCACAAAUAUUUCAGGGAAACUUACAAUAUUCUACACUUUAUUCAGCAUUGGGAGUUUCGAGUGCACUUUCGCCGGUUUGUAGUGUCAGAAAUGUGAACGAAAGAGUGCCGAAAACAUCGAUUUGGACGUAUGUUGUCAUGUAAGUCUGGGUUCUUUUGAAAUCUCACAAUAUCCGUUUUUUUCUGGACAGAACCGUCCUGAUACUCAUCGUCACAACUGCCAUAAUCUCUGGAACCGUCGACUAUUACUAUCAGAACCGGAGAUCGAACAUUGAUUUUGAACGUAUGGAAUGUUCUUCGAAACUCGGAUGGAAAAUGUUCAUGUCUUUUUCGUUUUAUCGAAAUAUCAAAGAGAUUUUCAACAUGAAACAAUUGAAUAAGGUCCGGGAGGAACAAUUGCUAUUAUCCAUCCACUCAACGUUUUGUUUCAGGAAGGCCAAGUGACAUCUCUUCAAUGCAUUCGCACAAUUUCCACAGUUUGGGUCAUUCUGGGACAUUGUGCCGCUCUCAUGGCCAUCGUUUGCAGUAAGUUUGACAAUAGGUCGGAAAGAAAAUGUGCUAGUCGAAAAGGUAACCCGGCGGACCUACUGGACUACACGAAGACGUACGUGGGUACUAUAAUGGCGAAUGCGUACUUUGCCGUCGACACGUUCUUCUUCAUUUCCGCCUUCCUCCUCGCGUUUCUCUGGUUCAAACAGUUCGAGAAGAAUCGGCGCGCGGCGAUGAGCGUCGGCGGAUGGACAAUGUUCUACGUGCAUCGGAUCGCAAGACUCACGCCCGUCUACUACAUUACCAUCCUCUUUUUCACUUUUGUCUACACGCGUGUCCUUACCGACAUGCCGAUUUUCAUGUCGCCAGCGGUUCAGGCGGACACGUGUCAGCAGAAUUAUUGGAUCAACUUGUUGUACAUUGACAACUUUGUCGAUCCCGCGAAAAUUGUGAGUUAGUUUCAGGUGAAGGGUGAAGAAAAUUGAGCGUUAGUUCUACUUUUUUUUUUGAAGUCGCGUUCUUCUGAGAGAAUUCGCAAUUUUCGAAUCCUUCAAUUGACCCUCGACUACAAAGAAGAACAAAAUAACUCUUGAAUAUAGCAUGAUUCCGAAAAGGGGAACAGGGGUACAGACCAGAGUUGAGCGGAAGAACUCAACGGAAGAAUUUAUAUCUUUUUUAGAAAAUUUUUUCAUGGAAUGUGAUCAACUGACGAAAUGUAUAGAAAAGUGAACUCUGCUCAUAGAAAAAUAAUUGUAAAUUUAGCUUUUCAUACAAAAAAGUUAUACGAGUUGUUGCGUGAAAAAAGGGCCAACGCAACAACUCGAAUAACUUUUUUGUAUGAAAAGCUAAAUUUACAAUUAUUUUUCUAUGAGCACAGUUCACUUUUCUAUACAUUUCGUCAGUUGAUCACAUUCCAUGAAAAAAUUUUCUAAAAAAGAUAAAAAAAUUCUUCCGUGUUCUCUGGUCCAGACCGAGUUUUGCAGUGCUACGUCAUCUCGUGGUACCUGGCCACCGAUCUCCAAUUGUACAUUAUGAGUCCAGUGAUUCUCGUCGCGUUUGGUGUCGGCGGAAAAUUGAUCGGUUUUCUGAUCGCAAUGAUCGCGUUCUCCGCGUCGACGGCCUUCAACGCUUUUCAAAUGUUCGCCUGGCAUUUUCCGCCGACGCAAUACGCAUUCGGACCCAAGGACCCGAGAUUCGACCCGAAAAUCAGGUAUUUGUUGGAUAUAAAGCAGUUUAUCGAAGAACUACAUAUGUAUUUCAGACGGUACGAUCUGUGGAACUAUUAUAAUCCACUGAUUCGAUGUCAAAUUUAUAUUAUGGGAUUAGUGCUUGGGUAUUAUAUGCGCAGGACGCCCAAAAUGAUCAUCAAACCGGUGAGACUCUUUUAUAAAUACUCAUUAUCGGUAAGUCUAUCCAAAUAUUAUCGAUUUCCAUGUUCAGUGGGUCGAUCGGAUAUUAUGGGUCAUCUCCCUGGCAUCCAUGCUUUUCGUGGUUUUUAUAAUUCAAAAUUACACUUCCGGAAGCCUUUGGACUCCUUUUCAAAACGCCAUGUACAGGUAAUUUUUCGAAUAGGUCAAAAAAUUAAAAAAAAAAAAAGAAAGUUUGCAGUUGCUUCAGUCGAAUCGUUUGGGGACUUUCGUUGAGUUGGAUAAUAGUCUCCACGUAUUACCGAAAGGGACUCAUUAACGAUUUUAUGAGCCUGCCGUUCUGGACCCCACUGGCUCGUCUCUCGUUUUGCGCGUAUUUGGUCCAUAUUAUGGUCGCCGGCUAUUUUUUCGGCAAAAACUAUUCGGAACUCUACUUCGCCAAUCUUUCCUACUUUGUAAGUGUCUUUGUACGGUUGCCAAAUGUCCUAUGCUUCCCACAGUUUUUUUGAAUGAAAAGUUCACAUCUAGUACUGCAUUUUUGUAGUUGACCAUUUUUCUGUACAAUCAUCUAAUGGAUUACUGUAGCUCGUGGAAGUUGAGGUCCACAAUAGCUACUGGAUUUGAGUGCCAACUUCUAAGAGCUGCAGUAAUCCAGGGAAUGGUCAUAGAGAAAAACGGUCAACUACAAAAAUACAGUACUAGAUGUGAACUUUACAGAAAAACAAUUUUGGAAACUCUGGGACACUUGGCAACCGUACAAUACUCGUUCAAAGUUUUUUGCUUCAUUUUCAACCAAAACUGAUAUUAUAAGUCCGAAAUUUUCAGUUCCUCGACACUGUAAUCCCAGUCACAUGCCUUUCCUUCCUGUUGGCCAUUUUCUGGUCCUCCAUGUUCGAGAUUCCGUUCGCCAAAAUCGAAGCGCUCAUUUUCGGAGGCGCCGGACGGAAAUCCACUGCUCCGCCGCCCAAAACUACUGUAAUCCAGAGUGAGGAGCCGCAAAAUGUGCUCAAAAUUCCCAUUAAUUUUCCCGAGAAUGAACGAAUCCGAUUUUAA
Caenorhabditis sp. 36 PRJEB53466 is the source of this 3264-nucleotide messenger RNA. Lineage: Eukaryota; Metazoa; Nematoda; Chromadorea; Rhabditida; Rhabditidae. The record is from the annotation of a GenBank genome assembly.